AUGUCUUCUAGUGAAGAUGAAUGUAGGCUUCAAGGACCAAGAAAAAAGCAGUACACUCCAAAGUACAGAAAACAAUGGGAAAGCUUAGCAGAUUUCCAAAAAUGGUUGACUGGCAGUAAGAAAGGUGACAUUUACUUUCACUGUAAUAUAUGCUAUGAUGAUUACUUAGGAGGUCUCACCGCAGUUCGUAAACACGGGUCGUGUGAAAAACAUAAAAAAAAUGCAUUGUCUGUAGUAAAUAUGUGUAAUCCAAUGUCAAAAUUGAAAUCUUUAAAAAGUCUAGAAGAUAAAACAAAAGAUUCGGAACUUCGUUUAUCAAUGUUUAUUGUAGAACACAAUAUUUCACUUAGGACUUCAGAUCAUCUUGUACAGUUAAUUAAAAGUAUACCACCAGAAGUGAAGAACAAUUUGACUUGCAAUAGAACUAAGGCAACUGCAUUAAUAAACAAUGUGAUCGGUAAAUUUUCAUUUGAAAAUCUGGUUUCCAGAAUGCAAAAUAGUUAUUUCUCCAUACUUAUUGAUGAGUCGACCGACCGAUCUUCAAUUAAACAUUUAGCCAUUGUAGUGAGAAUUAUGGAUAAAAAUCAAUUUUUGGUGAGAGACGAAUUUGCCUGUUUAGAAUCAAUAAGCCAUGCAACUGCAAAAAAUAUUUUUGAUGUUAUUAUUAAGUUUUUUAAUACAAACGAAAUACCAUAUAAAGACAACCUAAUCGGUUUUGCGUCAGACGGAGCUAAUGCCAUGUUCGGCUGUAGGCAUUCUGUAAAAACGCUGCUAGAAGAAGAAGUACCAGGAAUAUUUUUAAUGAAAUGUGUAUGCCAUUCCAUGGCAUUAUGCGCAUCGUAUGCGUGUUAUCAAACAGUUCAUUUUCUAAAACAGAUAUUAAUACUUUUGUGA
This is a messenger RNA of Acyrthosiphon pisum (pea aphid), 894 nucleotides long. RefSeq names its product zinc finger protein 862-like. Lineage: Eukaryota; Metazoa; Arthropoda; Insecta; Hemiptera; Aphididae. The record is from RefSeq and is a predicted model, not a curated record. The transcript has a single exon. Bases 1 to 894 code for a protein of 297 amino acids.